Messenger RNA from Oncorhynchus tshawytscha (Chinook salmon), 2963 nucleotides. RefSeq names its product tripartite motif-containing protein 46. The coding region runs from base 305 to 2632 and encodes 775 amino acids. Lineage: Eukaryota; Metazoa; Chordata; Actinopteri; Salmoniformes; Salmonidae. Gene Ontology annotation, molecular function: protein binding; zinc ion binding. The transcript has 12 exons. The record is from RefSeq and is a predicted model, not a curated record.
UGUUUCACUCAGCAGAAAUCACCACGCAUGCUCUAUCCUCCACUAUUGAACAUCAUCUUAUCAGCGAGAGCCCAGUGGAAAGGGACAGAAAUCAACGCUGCGCACUCCAGACCAUAUACAUCCGGUCAGACUAAUAUGCGAUAGCCUAUACCUAGGCUACAUAUGGUUGAUUGACCAAGCUUUUAACAUUUUCUUUAUUCACCCUAGGACAACAUAUUUGAGUAUAUUACUAGGCCUAGGCUACGAUUGUGAAUUUGGCAGACCAGUCUAUAUUCGCAUCAACACCGCGUUUUGAUCCUAAAGGAUGGCUGAAGCAGAACUACAGGCGUUUACGUCUAUGAUGGACGCACUCGUUCAAAUCAGCUCUAACAUGAAGAGUAUGGAGCGGGAGCUGCAUUGCCCGGUGUGUACUGAGAUGGUGAAGCAGCCCAUCAUCCUGCCGUGCCAGCACAGUGUGUGUCUGCUGUGUGCUGCUGAGGUGUUAAUCCAGAGUGGAUACCCUGCCCCAGACCUCCCCCCAGAGCCCAACUCCCCGGCCGCCUCCCCCAACACACGCUCCCCGCGCGGGGCACGCAGACCCCCGCCCAAGACCACCGACCGCCUGGACCGCGUCCUCAGACCAGGUUUUGGGACGUACCCCGGGCGUCGUCGUAAGGACUUGUCUCCUGCCCCCAUGCUCUUCCCCUGUCCGUCCUGUCACAAGGAGGUGGAGCUGGGGGAGAGAGGACUGACCGAUUGCCUCAGGAAUCUCACCUUGGAACGCAUCGUAGAGAGGUACAGACACACAGUGAGCCUGGGCAGCGUGGCUAUAAUGUGUGGCUUCUGUAAGGCUCCUCAGUCCUUGGAGGCCACUAAGGGCUGUGCUGACUGCAGGUCCAACUUCUGCAACGAGUGUUUCAAGCUCUACCACCCCUGGGGUACUCUCCGCUCCCAGCACGAACACAUACUGCCCACCAACAACUUCAGACCCAAGGUCCUAACGUGUCUGGAGCAUGAGCAGGAGAGGUUGUUGUGGUACUGUCGCUCCUGCCAGAGGCUGCUGUGUCCUGUCUGUAAGCUCCACAGAGUCCACCACGGCCACAAGGUGGCGCCCAUCGCACAGGCCUGCCAGGCACUAAAGGACAAAAUCACCAAGGAGAUCAACUACAUUCUGGCCAAUCAGGACACAGUAAAGGCUCAGAUAACUCAGCUGGAGAGUGCCAUCACACACUUGGAGUUGAACAGUGCGUUGGCGAGGGAGCAGUUGUCCCAGUCUGUGAGGGAGCUGGGGGCGUCUCUAGUGGAGCGACAGGGAGCGUUGACCCUGGCCCUGGAGGGGGCCCGGCUGAGGAGGGGGGAGGCCCUGUCGGCCCAGGUGUCUGAGAGGAGGGGUCUGCAGGAGCACGGCGGUUUAAUGGCCUACACACAGGAGCUGCUCAAAGAGACCGACCAACCCUGCUUCGUACAGGCCGCACGAAUCACCCACAACAGGCUGGUGAAAGCCAUAGAGAAUCUGCAGUGUUUCUCUCUCUCGGCUGAUCCCUCCUUCAGACACUUCCACAUGGACGCCUCCAGAGAAGUGAAACUCAUCAGCAGCAUGGGAUACAUAAGAGCCCCAUUGGCUCCUGUGAUUGACACUCAGCGCACGCUGGCCUAUGACCAGCUGUUCCUGUGCUGGCGACUCCCCCAGGACUCCGCCCCUGCCUGGCACUUCUCCGUGGAGUUCCAGCGGCGAAUGGGAUUGACCGAGGCAGGCUGGGGAGGAGAGGUCAGGAGUCCCAAUGCUCCACUGGUGUGGCAACGCCUGGAGGAGGUGGGCGGGACUAGUGCUGUGAUUGACAGGCUGGAGAUGGACAGUGUGUAUGUGUUAAGGGUGAAAGGAAGCAAUAAGGCGGGGUUUGGAGAGUACAGCGAAGAGGUUUACCUGCACACACCACCCGCACCAGUGUUGUGUUUCUCUCUGGACUCUCGCUGGGGUUUGCAUGCUGACCGACUGGCCCUUGGUAAAGGACAGACGUAUGCCCGCAGCGUGCCCGGCCUCUCCCUUCUGCAGGCCGCUGACCGCUCCCUCACUUCCUGUCACCUGACCUCUGACCUCCUCAUAGGCGACCUGGCCAUCACCCAGGGAAGGCACUACUGGGCAUGCUCGGUGGAGCCCGGCUCCUACCUGGUCAAGGUGGGAGUUGGACAGGAGGCCAAGCUCCAGGAGUGGUUCCACCUUCCCCAGGACAUGGCCAGCCCCCGCUAUGACCCAGACAGUGGCCAUGACAGUGGGGCUGAGGAUUCCCCAGACUCCUCCCCUCCCUUCUGCUUCCUCACCAUGGGCAUGGGCAAGGUCCUCUUACCCCAGGGGGCAGCAAACUUACACCACAGUACCCAUGGGAACAACCAUGGCCCUCCUACUGCCCCCCUGCCCCCGCGCCUCGGGGUUUGUCUGGACUUCGAAAAGGGGCGGGUCACGUUCUACGACGCCCACUCGCUGCGUACCCUGUGGGGGGGGCAUGUGGAUUGCUCUGCCCCUGUGUGCCCAGCCUUUUGUUUCAUUGGUGGAGGGGCACUGCAGCUGCAGGAGCUGGUGGCCAAUCGGAGCACAGAGGAGCCACUGCACAGAAGGGUCACCAUCCAAUCACGCGCCACCAAUUUAGGUAACUGAAGAAGUAUGGAGUGGAAUGAUUUGGAAAGACCCUUCAUCAACUUGAUGUUUACUGGUUUAUGUUUAGGUUUCAUUUGUAAUGUCUGCAACUGUUGAUGAUGUACAUUAUGCAGAAUAGAAGAAUGUCAAUGUCCCGGAAUCCAGGGGAUUAUAAAGCGUUCUGCAGGUUACAUCAGGAUACGUGUAUUCUGUGAUUCCAACUGUUGCUGUUGCUGUGUUGCUUCUGAAAAGGACUCAUGAGUGGGACGUUAACAGUUAAAUGACUCAUGAGUGGGACGUUUAUUGUUAAAUGACUCAUGAGUGGGACGUUAACAGUUAAAUGACUCAUGAG